Messenger RNA from Aegilops tauschii subsp. strangulata, 4998 nucleotides. Its product is annotated as beta-galactosidase 7. Gene Ontology annotation, molecular function: hydrolase activity, hydrolyzing O-glycosyl compounds; carbohydrate binding. Lineage: Eukaryota; Viridiplantae; Streptophyta; Magnoliopsida; Poales; Poaceae. Gene Ontology annotation, biological process: carbohydrate metabolic process. The record is from RefSeq and is a predicted model, not a curated record.
GGUACACCGUAGAUUUUACAUUUACUUUUUUUUCUGCGAAAUUUGAACACAGUAAAAAAAACACUGUGAAAUGUGAAUGCGUUACGCGUCCCCACGUCGCUCCUUCUUGGAGUGACACGAAAGAAACCCUAGCUUGCGGCCACAAUCAUUACACUAACUUUUCUCUAUCCCCCUCAUGGUCGUCGGUUGGUGCCAUCUUCUUGAACCGCAACAUGGUAGCGUGACACAGUCUCCCUAGAGAUGUGCCACGAUGGUCCUCCUAAUUGCCAGCAGAGCUCUGUGGUGGCCGUGCCGCGCUAGCCCUCCUUGGGCCUGGAUCUGGCCUCUAAGGGUGAUGCAAGGUGGGUAGUGGUGGUAGGCCGACGUAGGGGAUCUUCUCAGGGGGUUGGGGAGGGGGGAGGCGUGGUGGCCAUCACCUAUAUGAGAGAAGCAGUGUGUUGGAGUCUUUGAGGCCGACAUUAGUCGGCAGUGAGUGCCCCCUCUUUCAUCGACAACAAGAUGUGGCUCCCUCUCUGUGGUGGUGGUACUAGUAGGCGACUUGCUUCCCCCUCUUCGGUUUAUCCUUGCUUCGGCAAUCUUCGGGACCUAGCGAUCAUGGGCCAGUGCGAAUUUCAUGCUUAGCGAUAUCCGGCGCUAACAAAAAACGAUGCAUGUCGACGUUAUCUUCUCCUGGGAGGCAUGCUCAUGGCCCUGACCUAGCCCCUCCCUUCUCAAGCACACAGGAAACCCUAGGUCCAUUUCGCCAGACCAUGCGGCAGAGCGCCACUACGAGGUCGUUCUCUUCUUUAAGCGCUCAUGAGUCGUUGUGGAGCCUAGAUGUGACAGAUGGAGAGUUUGGCAUGUCUGGUCUCACUAGCAUGGCUUGGUGGCUAUGUGUCGCUUUUGGGUUGGCCGAUGUGACGAGGCAUGGGCCUCUAGGUAUGAUGUAUGCCAUCACCAGCGCUUCCUAGCCAAUACCUUCUUAAGGUUCGGGUUCAGGCGGGUCCUGCCAUCCACGACCAUAAGCCCCCCUUAAGAGCAGGGAUGGCGCAUUAAAUUGACCUAAGCAAUAUUCCAGUUGUGGUCAUGCUACAUAGAUGUAUAGCAAUGGUCGUGACACAAGUUGUAUGUUGGGUAUCCCACCUCCUCGACUUUCACGGCUGGAGGCUGGGUAAGGCAAGUUUUUUAUUGCUGCGGUACCAGUGAGAGUGCAUUGUAAGCCCAAGGCAUCGUAGUGGCUAUUCUCAUGUGAAAAUGGUGCAUCUUCCACUAAACGACCACUAUCGUCAUCAGAACAAGCCGUUGAUGCGCCACUGUCGCCCUUCCAGUACCGAAGCUGGCCUGACCUUGUCGAUGACAGUCCGAAAGUCUUCGUGCACAUAUGUGACAUCCCGGCUUAAUAGGAAUGAUAGACUACUCAUAUCAACAAGGUGCACUUUCUUUUCUAGAAGCCCGUCCUCAAGGAAUCUCAAAGUAAAGCAUACUUGGCUUGGAGAAAUUUAAGAAUGGGUUGUUGACUGUAAAGUUAUUCCCAGGUGCACAUAAAGGGCAAAGUGUAAGAAACACUAGUAAUGAUAUGUGAGGCCAGUCUAGAUCCUAGACACAAUGGCCAGGAACCGGUGGGUUUUGGCCAGGGCGUUACAACGUGCCCCCAAGGACCAACACCCUAUAGCCGUAGUCGUCGUCUUGAAACCUUCAAUUGAUCUAAAGCAACUGGCACCAGAUCUUGGCGUCGCGAACUCAUGGUGAGAAACUUUAACCUCACCGUCCCAAGAAGACGGCGGGAAUCUAUGCCGGAGCUUCAUUGAUUUGUCCCGACAGACGAAUUCGAGAAGGAUCGAAACUCGAAAGACCAACUCGAAGAUGAAGCACAACCCCCACGAGGACUGUAAGCACUAACCUAAACUACUAGCCGGAGCCGGGUCACUGUGGUUCUCCUCCCCUUCACCAGCCAUCGGAGCGGCAGGCAGGGUGGGCUGGCCCGGGAAGCUUGGAUGGGAGGAGAACUUUGCUCUACCCGCCUUAGCGUACAGACUGAUCCUUCAAGUUCCCAUGAAUCAUGUCUCUCCGUCAUGUAUCGUAGAAGGGGGAAAAUUAGUGAGCGUGAUGACACAAACUCGCACUGGAUCUUAAAGCACAGUACUCCUCAGAGGUUGCAACGUGUUUUCAGUAUACAGCUCGUAAACAACAUUAAAGAAAAACGCAUGCAUACACAACCAUGCAACCUAACCUACAACCUUCCCCCAUAUGAAUAUCUGUCCCCGCGACUCCCGGGGAAAGCAUGCGUUACUUGCCAUCGCUGCAGCUCCAUAUAUACAAGGAAAUCAAUCGAGCAUAUCACCUGCAAGCAGUAGCAACCGAGAGAGAUGUCCAUGGCCGCCGCAGCAGCAGCGAUCAUGGCGGUGCUCCUGGCCGCGUUAAUGGCACGAGCGUCGUCGGCGGCGGCAGCAGGAAGAGUCUGGGCCGACGAGGAGAAGGGAGCACAUAACGGCACGGCGAGAAGACAGGUCACGUACGACGGCAGAAGCCUCAUGCUGGACGGCGCCAGGAGGAUGCUCUUCUCCGGCGACAUUCAUUACCCAAGGAGCACACCCGAGAUGUGGCCAAGACUCAUAGAGAGCGCCAGGGAAGGUGGCCUGGAUGUCAUACAGACAUACGUCUUCUGGAAUGUCCAUGAGCCUAUACAAGGUCAGUACAACUUCGAAGGAAGAUAUGAUCUGGUGAAGUUCAUCAGAGAAAUCCAUGCUCAAGGCCUCUAUGUGAGCCUCCGGGUUGGCCCCUUCGUCGAGGCAGAAUGGAAAUACGGAGGCUUGCCAUUUUGGUUGCGUGGUGUCCCAAACAUUACCUUCAGAUGCAACAAUGAACCCUACAAGGUACAUAUGCAAAAAUUUGUUGCUAAAAUUGUUAACAUGAUGAAGGAUGAAAAUUUAUACUAUCCACAAGGAGGUCCCAUAAUCAUAUCACAGAUUGAGAACGAAUAUAAGCUAGUCCAGGCAGCAUUUCAUUCAAGGGGACCACCUUAUGUUCGCUGGGCAGCGGCAAUGGCUGUAAACCUCCAGACAGGCAUUCCAUGGAUGAUGUGCAAACAGGACGAUGCUCCAGAUCCAAUCAUUAAUACCUGCAACGGGCUCAUCUGCGGGGAAACAUUUCAUGGGCCGAAUUCGCCUAACAAGCCAGCUUUAUGGACCGAAAACUGGACAUCUCGCUAUCCUUUAUAUGGUCAUGACCCAAGAUUCAGAUCACCAGCAGAUAUUGCCUUUGCAGUUGCACUUUUUAUAGCAAGAAAAAAAGGAAGCUUUGUAAGCUACUACAUGUAUCAUGGCGGGACAAACUUUGGGAGGUUUGCAUCCUCCUAUGUAACAACAAGCUACUAUGAUGGAGCUCCACUUGAUGAAUAUGGUUUAAUAUGGCAAUCGACAUGGUCUCAUCUCAGAGAAUUGCAUGCUGCAGUCAAGCAAUCUGAAGAACCACUACUUUCAGGAGCAUAUUCUAAUUACUCAUUUGGUGAGCAACAAGAGGGGCAUGUUUUUAAAACCGAGUCCAACUGUGUGGCUUUCCUAGUGAACUUUGACAAGCAUAAAACAUCAAAUAUCCAAUUUGGUGAAGCAUCAUUCCAGCUAGCUCCUAAAUCAAUAAGUAUCCUCUCGAGUUGCAGGAGGGUAGUAUUUGAAACAGCCAAGAUAAAUGCACAACAUGGUUUAAGAACAGCACAAGUAGUCCAGUAUCUGAACAAUGUUGAUAGCUGGAAAGUAUUCAAAGAACCGAUUCCUCUGGCAAUAAACAACAGCACACACAUUGGAAAUCGACUUUUUGAACACCUCUCAACUACAAAAGAUGAGACAGAUUAUCUCUGGUACCUUACUAGAUAUGAUUAUAGAUCAAAUGGGGAUACCCAGCUAGUGCUUAAUGUGGAGUCACAAGCACAUGUUUUACAUGCUUACAUCAACAAUGAUUAUAUAGGUAGUGUGCAUGGGAGUCAUGAUGGACCAAGAAAUAUCGUUCUCAAGACACCUAUUAUGCUAAGGAAAGGACAAAACUCCAUAUCACUGCUAAGUGUCAUGGUUGGAUCACCGGACUCUGGGGCGUACAUGGAGCGAAGAAUUUUUGGAGUUCGUAAAGUGAGCAUACAACAGGGACAUCAAAAAUCACAUUCUCUGAAUAAUGAGCUGUGGAAACACCAAGUUGGCUUAUCUGGAGAAAUGAAUAAUAUAUACACACGGGAAGGAUCAUCUCGUGCUCAAUGGACUGCCAUCAAUAAGUCCAUGCACCUUCCACUUAUCUGGUACAAGACGACAUUUGACACACCAUGGGGGAGUGACCCCGUCACGCUGAAUCUCAGCAGUAUGGGGAAGGGUGAGGCGUGGAUCAAUGGAGAGAGCAUUGGACGGUAUUGGGCCUCCUUCAAAAACCCCAGCGGACAACCAUCCCAGUCCUUGUACCACAUACCACAAUACUUUCUGAAGCCUAGAGAGAACACCCUCGUCCUCAUGGAGGAAAUGGGUGGUGAUCCGCUACAGAUAAGCGUGAACACAAUGUCGGUUACCCGAGUAUACAGUAGUGUGAAUGAGUUAUCCACUCCAUCACUCUUGUCACGCAGAAAGCACCCAGCAGUUCGACUCCGGUGUCAGCAAGGCAAACACAUCACGGAUAUUGAGUUUGCGAGCUACGGAAAUCCGGUCGAGGACUGUAGAAGUUCUAGCAGGAGUUGCCUUGGGAGUUGCCAUGCCGAGACAACGGAGUUUGUUGUAAAGGAUGCUUGCCUAGGCAGAAGGAAGUGCGCAAUUCCGGUACGGCCUGCCAAGUUCGGAGGCGACCCGUGCCCUGGGAUCCAAAAAUCACUUUCAGUUGUGGCAAGCUGCGGAUGAGUAGGAUGGGAAUUGCUACUAUCAUGGCGUGAUUAACUAACAUUCAGUUUGCACAAAUUUGUUGUCACAGGGUCCAAACACUGUACCAAAUCUGAACUACAGAUAGAGCAGUACUGCAUCCACAUGUUAAAAUGUACAGGAGAAGUGUAGUUAC